Messenger RNA from Cotesia glomerata, 1455 nucleotides. RefSeq names its product queuosine salvage protein. The coding region runs from base 238 to 1251 and encodes 337 amino acids. The record is from RefSeq and is a predicted model, not a curated record. The transcript has 5 exons. Lineage: Eukaryota; Metazoa; Arthropoda; Insecta; Hymenoptera; Braconidae.
UCUACAAAAUCCAUAGUAUUAAAUACUUAUUAACUAAUACAAUCAAAUUUUACACUUAUACUUACAGUACAGUUAAACUUUUUUUUAUUAAUCCAUAUUAUUGUGAAGUGCUAGGAUUUAGUUGUCUUGUCAUGCCGGUAUAGACUCAUUGUUUAGAUAAUUACGUUGUAAUAAUUUAAUAAAUUACUAUAAUUAACAGCAAGUAAAUACCUACGAUUGUUUAAAUUAUUUGUGAAAAUGGUUCUCAUGCCAAGGGAGUCUGGUAAGCUGAUAUCUAAGCUUGCUAAAAAUGUUUUCAUCGAGGAGGAAGGUGUGAAAAGUCUCGCUUGCGAGGUUUUGGAAGGCCUGAAAGACCGGACAAUAUCGAUUGAAAACUUUUCACAAUCAGAGUUACACCCGAACUCGGGACAUUUCAAGGCCAUAGACUGGAUCUGCGUGUUGGACACGCUCAACUUCAGUUUCUGGAGCCCGAGUUCUGACAACAAGUGGAAAGUCAAUGGACACACUGGUUACUUUGCACUGUGUUCGGCUGUCAAACGUGCUAUCGACGAAGGCAUUCCAAUAAUAGAUCCUAAUUACUACGCUACGAUUACGAAAGAAGUGCUGGCUAGAGUACUGAGAGCUGAUUCUGGAGCUGAGACUAUUCCGCUGUUGGACAAGAGGGUACAAAAUUUACAGCAAGUUGGCAAGGUAUUAGUCGAUAAAUACAACGGGACGUUUGUCGAGUGUGUCAAAGCGUCUCAGUACUCUGCUGAGAAGUUAUUAAAGCUUAUUGUCAAUGAGUUUGAGUGCUUCCGUGAUGAAGCUGAUUUUUAUGGACAUCGAGUAUCUUUUUACAAGCGAGCUCAAAUUUUGGUCGGUGAUAUUUGGGCCUGCUACAAGGGAAAAGAUCUCGGUGAGUUCAAUGACAUUGAUAUAAUAACAAUGUUCGCGGAUUAUAGAAUACCUCAAGUACUUUUGCAUUUUGGUGCAAUGAGAUAUAGUAACCCACUAUUGAGUACUCUCCAAACUGGAACGGAAUUAACACCAGGCUGCAUAGAAGAAAUCGAAAUCCGCGGAUGUUCUAUCGAAGUAAUCGAGCGCGUGGUCGACAGAGUGAGGAAUUUAAUAAAACAGUAUCCAAAUUUGAACAUAAAUCCAUUCAGUUGUAAUUCUAUCGUCGUUGAUCACUUCCUCUGGGACUAUCGUCGAAAGAAUGCCGAGAAACUAGAAAGUAUACCCUUCCAUCGCGCCCGAUCAAUUUAUUAUUAAUUAUUUUUGUUACUAAAAAAUACUCGAAUUUCAAUUGAUGAUUCCAGAACUCUUAAGUUUUUUUCAGGGGCCAUAUUUUUUUUACAUUACAAAAAAUAAAUAUAUUGUAACGAAUAAUUAGAUAAAAUUUAUUUGAUUUUUUAUAAUAUACAUUUAUAAUAUGCACAACAUAUUAAACAAUAACAUAUUUCAACAAUUUUAUAC